AUGUCUACUGAAGGUAAAGUGCUAGUCCCAGAAGUUAAAUGGGCUCAAAGAUCAGAUGAAAAAGAUGAAGAAAAGAACUAUCUUUUAAUUACCAUUGGUAUUACUGAUUGUUCAGAACCAGUUCUAAAGAUCGAACCAACUUAUUUUGAACUUACCGCCAAUUCAAAAGGUCACGUUGGUAAUGAAACUGCAAAUAAAUACAAACUUCACAUUGAUUUCUUCAAAGAAAUUAUUCCAGAUAAGACCCUUCACAAAAUUGCUAACGGUCAACAUUACUUCCUAAAGAUCUAUAAGAAGGAUUUAGGUCUUGAAUACUGGCCACGUCUAACUAAAGAAAAGGUUAAAUACCAAUACAUCAAGACUGACUUCGAUAAGUGGGUUGACGAAGACGAACAAGAUGAAGUGGACGCAGACAACAAUGGUAUUGACUUCUCUGGUGCCAAUAUGGGUGCCGGUAUGGGUGGCCCAGGUAUGGCAGGUAUGCCUGGUAUGCCUGGUAUGGGUGGCAUGGGCGGCCCAGGUGGAAACUUUGAUAUAAGUCAAUUGAUGAGCAGUAUGGGUGGUAUGGGUGGCGCUCUAAAUGAUGGCGUUGCUAACGCUUCUGGUAACGGUGCUGGUGGUAUUGACUUUGAAGAGAUGAUGAAAGACCCAGCAAUGAGAGACUUGCUAAAUAAAAAGGCUAACUUGUCUACAGCAGAAGACGAAGAAGAGGAUGAAGAAAAAGAAUCAGAAGAUAAAUAG
Molecule: messenger RNA, 741 nt
Organism: Maudiozyma saulgeensis
Lineage: Eukaryota; Fungi; Ascomycota; Saccharomycetes; Saccharomycetales; Saccharomycetaceae
Source: the annotation of a GenBank genome assembly